CACGACUUCUUCAAGCAGCAGCCGGACGACAAGUCGUACGAGCUGGCGCAGAAAUGCAGGGUCAUAGGCUAUGCGAGGGUGGCGCAGGACCUUAGCCAGUUCAAGAUGUGCAUCAAGAAUGGCUACCCCUUCGUGUUCGGCUUUGCAGUUCUGUCGAGCUUCCAGACCAUGGAGGUUGCCAGGACCGGCAAGAUGGUGAUGCCCCAGCCGACUGACCAGCAGCUGGGUGGCCAUGCCGUGUGCGCCGUGGGCUAUGACGACUUCCAGCAGUGCUUCAUCAUUCGCAAUUCUUGGGGCGAGGGGUGGGGUGACAAGGGUUACUUCUACAUGCCCUACGAGUACAUUUGCCACCCUGCUCUUGCGCAUGACUUCUGGGCCAUCAAUUGGGUGGAGGGCUUCAAGAACACCACCACCAAGCCCCCCGCAAAGAAGUGA
Molecule: messenger RNA, 435 nt
Organism: Symbiodinium pilosum
Lineage: Eukaryota; Dinophyceae; Suessiales; Symbiodiniaceae
Source: the annotation of a GenBank genome assembly